Molecule: messenger RNA, 740 nt
Organism: Saccostrea cuccullata (small rock oyster)
Lineage: Eukaryota; Metazoa; Mollusca; Bivalvia; Ostreida; Ostreidae
Product: fibroleukin-like
Exons: 5
Source: RefSeq, a predicted model, not a curated record
UGCCUCUCGCUGCCAUGUUCUCUCGGAUAUAUGCCAGAAACAUGGACUUUGACGAUAAAAAGUCGGAACAAGAACAUUUAAGAGAGUAUUCCAUAUCGUUCAAAGACUGCACUGAGAAGUGUCAGAAAGAUUGUGGUGUGUUUGGUUAUAAUGAUGGAUUGAAGAAGUGUCGGCUCCACAAGAAACUCCACAUGUCGUCAACAUCAGAGGAGGAGGGCUGGAGAUACUUUGAUUUUCUCGCUAAAGACUGUCAGGAUAUUCUUUAUCAAGGUCUCAAUAAUAGCGGCGUGUACGAUAUCUAUCCCUAUGGGAUCCGCUCCAUUCCUGUCAAGGUGUUUUGUGACAUGUCUACAAUGGGAGGGGGAUGGACGACAAUUCAAAAACGGAUGGAUGGAUCGUUGAGCUUUGACAGGAACUGGAUAAGAUAUAAAAUUGGGUUUGGUUCACCGGAAGCGGAAGUCUGGAUUGGAAAUGACGUCAUCCAUCAGUUAACAAAGGAAAAAACCUCAUCCCUUUAUGUGACCAUAACUCUCCAGAAUGGUACAACGCUGUAUGAAAUGUACGACCGAUUCUCUGUUUCCAACGAAGCAGGGAAAUAUCAACUAUUUCUUGCAGGAGCUGCCACGGGAACUUUAGGAGACAGCAUGAGAAGCCACGAUCUGUCUGGAAUGUCAUUUUCCACUUGGGACGGGGAUAACGACGGGUGGAGUGAUAUUAAGUGCUGCUUACAGUUACACUAG